CUCAGCCCCUCCACACGCGGAGCCGUUUCUUCCCCCGAGAUUGUGCCAACCCUUGCCCCCCAUGACCAGCCCCCUUGGUGUGGAAGGGAAUGGGGACGUGAAUUUUCACUUCACCCUUUAGGAGCCCAGCCUAGAGCCUCCGGAAGCUCCGUUGUCUCCCCUCCCCCAUGGCCGACCCUAUUGUGAGGUCAGGGCCAAGUCAAGGCCUGAGAGUCCCUGGAAGCCAGGCAGCCCUGCCCAGGAAGCCAGGCCGUAGAAGGUGGCCGCAGUGGCCAGUCCCCUGAACCCUGUGCUCCUUUCAGAACUAGCCGGGGCAGGGUGACACAGGAUGUAGCUUUGGGUUUUGACAUCUAACCCAUAAAGGGGCUCAUUCAUCUUAACAUACCAACUUCUGGAAGGAAACACAGGGGCCUGGCCAUUUCCAACACGGCUCAGCAAUUUAACAUCAUUUCUUUCCUUCCGGGUAACUUGAAGAGACCAUUGACGUUUUGACACCACUGGAACUUAAGCUCUUGUGGAACUGAACCAAAUAAAAGUAUGGAUAUGGGAAAUCAACAUCCUUCUAUUAGUAGGCUUCAGGAAAUACAAAAGGAAGUCAAGAGUAUUGAACAACAAGUAAUUGGCUUCAGUGGUCUCUCACAUGAUAAGAACUAUAAGAAACUGGAAAGGAUUCUGACUAAACAGCUUUUUGAAAUUGACUCUGUAGAUACUGAAGGAAAGGGGGAUAUUCAGCAAGCCAGAAAAAGAGCUGCUCAAGACACAGAACGCCUUCUCAAAGAACUGGAGCAGAAUGCAAACCACCCGCACCGGAUAGAGAUAGAAAAUAUUUUUAAGGAAGCUCAGUCACUUGUCAAGGAAGAAAUUGCUCCACUUUGUAGUGGAGAUAACAGGGUAACUGAUGAAUUUGAAGAAGCCAUCCAGGAUGUCAUACUGAGACUGACACAUGUAAAAACUGGAGGGAAAAUCUCUUUGCGGAAAGCAAGAUAUCACACAUUGACUAGAAUAUGUGCAGUUCAAGAGAUUAUUGAAGAUUCCAUGAAGAGGCAACCUUCCUUGCCACUUUCUGAAGAUACACACCCUUCUGUUUCCAAAAUAAACUCUGUUAUGUGCGAAGUGAACAAAGCCAGAGGAACUCUAAUUGCUCUUUUAAUGGGAGUAAACAACAGUGAGACUUGCAAACACUUGUCCUGUGUGCUCUCGGGGUUGAUUGCUGAUCUGGAUGCUUUAGAUGUCUGUGGACGUACAGAAAUAAGAAAUUAUAGGAAGGAAGUAGUGGAAGAUAUCAACAAAUUAUUGAAAUAUUUGGAUUUAGAAGAAGAAGCAGAUUCUACUUAUGCUUUUGACCUGGGACAGAAUCAAUCCAUUUUAAAAAUAGAAGGGGUCCUCAAGAAAAUGAGAGAAGUGAAGAAUGAACUUCUUAAAGCACAAAAUCCUUCUGAUUUAUACCUGGGAUCAAAGACAGAAUUGCAGGGCUUAAUUGGACAGUUGGAUGAAGUGGACCUUGGGAAAAACCCAUGCAUUCGAGAAGCAAGAAGAAGAGCUGUAAUAGAAGUGCAAACAGUUAUCACUUUUAUUGACCUGAAGGAGGCUCUUGAGAAAAGAAAGCAGGGGGUUGCUGAGGAACACCCAUCCCACAAAUCCAUCUGGACCGUUCUUGGUAGCUUGUCUGAGAUCCAGGGAGAAGUUCUUUCAUUUGAUGGAAAUAGAACUGACAAGAACUAUAUACGACUGGAGGAGCUCCUCACAAAGCAACUGCUAGCCCUAGAUGCUGUCGAUCCUCAAGGAGAGGAGAAGUGCAAAGCUGCCAGAAAGCAAGCCGUGAAACUUGCACAGAAUAUUCUCAGCUAUCUCGACUUGAAAUCAGAUGAAUGGGAAUACUAAGAUACCAGAGGUCACACAUUUGAUAUUGCUUGUUUUGCACUUUAUGUAGAUUUCUAUAUAUUUGUAUAGAGCUCUUUCAGUCUACUGAGGCAUAUAUGAUUUAAACAUGCAUAUUUCAGUACCAAGUAUUUGUUUAUGGCCCCUGACUUGAGCAGAUUAUAUCUCUCUUACCAUUUUUCACGGUGCAAAAACAGAUGUAUUUUACAACCCUUUAGCAUUUCUAUUUGGGUUAUAUUAUCUGUAUGAUGUGUAUUUUUAUUCUUCUGAAAAAAAAUGUGUUCUGUGAGAAGCAGAGUUUGUAGUAAUUAAUCUAUUUUUUAAAUGGAUAGUGCAAAAGUAAAAAAUACAGAUGUUCUGAAAUCUAGACAGCCUUCUUACAACAAUACUGGAAAUAAUUAUGAAAAUGAGAAAUAGAUUUAUUAUUGGCCUGUUAAAUCCAAACACUAGAGCAGCACAGAAAAAAAAUUUAAUAUGCUAAAUAAAAGCAAAAGGGAAAACCAAAUUUUAAAACUUAGAAAUGUUGAUUUGUUUUUCCAUUUUACUAUUUUAUUGUUGUUUAAACUACUUUUUUUUCUUUUUUGGUUAGAACUUUAAAUUUAGAAAAGUCUCUUCCUCUAUGCUAUGCAUGGGGGGAUAACAAGGGUGAUCAACAAAUUACUUCCUUUUUUUGUUGUGAAAUUAUGAAAACUAAUAGCAAAAAGGGGAAAUUAUAGAUUGUAUUGAAGAGAUAAAGUACUUAAUACUUUUAAGUUCUUAUGUUAAAUAUGAGUUGAACACUAGUAAUUUCUAUAGAUUGGCAUUUUUUGGUUAAGUUUUUGAUCUUUGGGAAGAGAAUGGAAAAUUUUUAAGAUUAGAAAUGAGUAACUUGUUAUCAAUGGCAAGUUAUGCUGAGUCAGAAAACAUAUAUAUAAUGGUUUUCUUCCAUCAGACAGUCAAGGCUAUGUCAUGGGCAAGCUCGUUAAAUGUGUACUUAACAACAGAUAAUUGCAAAAGAACCACUGAAGUAGAUUUCCAUUGAUUUGUCAGUCUUAGAAAUUAAUUGCUGCUGGGAAAGAGAUGCCAGCAUUUUAAGCACCAAAUUAAAAGGAAAAAUGCAUUGAAAUAGUGAUGCUAGGUAGUCAUUAGAUUGCUAUGGUGGGGGAGGUCAUUUUAUUCAUAUGUGGAAAUAUUUUUUACUCUGAAAUAGACAUUGAAACAAUCGCAAUGCAUGAAAGUUUUCAUAAAAUUGCAUCUGUAUUUUUCUAAAUUUGAUUCUGUUGUCUCCUAGCCCAAACAAAAGAAUUUCUGAAAAGCUCUUAAGUGCCUUUUUAGCAUCUUAAAAGUAGUAUAUCACCUUUACAUGUUCCCAUAUUCUGUAUGGGACAGCCAGGCAUUUCUAUAACGCUAUCCCUCAGAAAAUGUUAAAGCCUAUUAGGUUAUGUAGGUUGAACCAUAUGUUAAUAUUUACUGUCAGGUGUUUUUGUUAUUUGAAUUAGAAAAAAACUUGGCAAAGGAAAACAAUUUAAUAAAGUACCACUCUAAACGAGUGGUUAGCUUUUUAGCUUUUGUUUUUUGUGAUAACAAAAAGGUUGUUAAUACCUUGUCUAUCUUCCGGCUUCGUUUAUUUUUUCCAUUUUGUCAACAUUAUAUAACUGAAGCUUGGAAGUCAGCAGCAGAAGCAGUCUAUGUAUGAUGGCUUCUUUGCCCAGCAUUCCCUAGCCUAUCGUAGUAUUGCAUUUAGUUUGUACUUUAACUUUUUUUCUUGUUAAAAAAAAGCCUUCAUCACUGACUUUUUUAAUGAUCACUUUAAAUUUUAAAGGAACUAUAGUCCCUGAACCAUAAUAUUGCCUGUUCAUUGAAUGUGACGUUUUCAACCUCUGAGAAAAAAGAUGUGACAUAAUGAUGCAUUUAAUAUCACCCCAGUUUUUUUUUAAUUUUACGUCGUGUCUUAAAAUAAAAUGGAGAGAUUAUUCAAGAUUAAAAUAUAUCCACUGGCCUUUAGAGUAUAACAUUUUUCAUGCAGUUUUUUCACCAAAACUAUUUGCUAUGAUUAAUUAAAGAAACAUCUCAUUUAAAACUGCUUAGUAUUAGGCACUGCCUUAUGUGGUGCUAAAUUGGCUAGUUGAUUUCAUCUAUCACAGGGUUAUUUUGUCCACCAAAACUGCCAGAUCAACCUUGAGUGAUCUAAUUGAUUGGCUAUUUUGGUGGCUGGGGAAAAAUUGAAAAUGAUCUGUUUGGUCAAAAUGUUCAAGUAUGCCUUUUUAUUUUUUAACCUAUUCCUUAUUGCCAAGGACUCAUUCCUAUUGUAUUUACUGGUAUAAUAAAUUGCAGUAAUACACAGGUUAGUUUUUCUAUUUUACUUAUUGGGAACUGGUUUGGGUUGGAAUAGAACUUACAGGUUGGCUCAUCAUACUGUAUUUUAAUAAUUUUUGCAUGAAGAAAUAUUGUAAACUAAGGACAGUAUACAAAAAAAGUAUGGCCUGUACUUGUGUUAUUGAAUAGUCAUAAAACAUUUAUAUGUAAUAUGUAAUCUAUAUUCAUAACUAGAAUGGCCAUAAGGGUGUUUGUUUUCUUUAGCUUUUUCAGAUCUUUUAUUCAACUAAGUUAAAACAGACCAGACCAUAAUGAAGUUGUUAUUAGAAAUAAAGAUACCUACCAAAUAGAAUUUAAAUGAAAUGCUUUAAUUUUGUUAAAGUGAUGUGGCACAAUAUAUUUGAAGUAGUGGCAAUACAACAUACAUUUUGUGUGUUUUGAGAAAAAUGUGAAAUAAUUUGCGGGGGGGGGGGUUCUAUUUAUCAUAUUGCUUUUCUGCAUUUUUGUGCAGGUUUGUGAUUGUCUUAAACUUAUUCUGCAAGUUCAGGAUUUUCUUAGGAGUCAUUUAAGCAUUCAAAUGACCUGAUGUUUCUUUUUUCUUUUAAAAAAAAAAUUCAUUGGGAAAUACUUGCCAUUGAUUGUUAAAAUGUAUAACUACACAUAAGUGUGCAGUGUUUGUUUCCUACUCCUUGACUGUAUAAAAAAUGUAAUAGUGUGUCAAGAUAGUUUAAAAUUGUUUUGAAUUAUACAUAUUCAUAUAUGCCUAAUUACUAAUGAAAUAAAAUCUUUUAGUUUAUCUUUAGAAUGGAGGAAGGGCAUAAGUUAGUUAAUCAAAGGUGUGUGUUUUUUGCUCUUGAUGACUAAUUGUAUUUAAAAUUUUGGGGGGCAGCUAGGUGGCUGCAGUGGAUA
Molecule: messenger RNA, 5082 nt
Organism: Dromiciops gliroides (monito del monte)
Lineage: Eukaryota; Metazoa; Chordata; Mammalia; Microbiotheria; Microbiotheriidae
Gene: BAG5
Product: BAG cochaperone 5
Exons: 2
Coding region: 538-1881 (447 amino acids)
Biological process (GO): regulation of inclusion body assembly; protein stabilization; negative regulation of protein ubiquitination
Cellular component (GO): cytosol; membrane; nucleus
Molecular function (GO): protein-folding chaperone binding; adenyl-nucleotide exchange factor activity
Source: RefSeq, a predicted model, not a curated record